Rotaria socialis is the source of this 3258-nucleotide messenger RNA. Lineage: Eukaryota; Metazoa; Rotifera; Eurotatoria; Philodinida; Philodinidae. The record is from the annotation of a GenBank genome assembly.
AUGAAAGAUACCAAAACAGUAUUGCCAACGGUAAAUGGUGGUGGUGGUGGCAAUGGAGAAAAUAAAAAUGGUUUUCAUCACAAAAAUAAGACACACGAGAAUGGAAAUAAUGAUGAUAAUGAACAUUCAACAGUUACAAUGCCAUUAAAACAUGAUCUAGAUGAUAAUGAAGAACUUGUUGGUGGCUGUUGCGUUUGUUCUGACGAUCAAGGCUUUGCUAAUAAUGCUCUCGUUUAUUGUGAUGGUAAAGGAUGUACAGUUGCUUGUCAUACGGCUUGCUAUGGUAUUGUAACAAUACCGGAUGGUGAUUGGUAUUGUGGACGAUGUGAAGCUAAUGAUAUUCGAGCGCCUUGCCGUUUAUGUCCUACAACUGAAGGUGCAAUGAAGCGAACAUCAGAUGGUGAUUGGGCACAUGUUGUUUGUGCAUUAUACAUACCUGAAGUAUCCUUUGGGGAUGAUGCUACAAUGGAACCAAUAAUACUAUCGAAAAUUCCAUCACCGCGCUAUGGACAAGAAUGUUCAAUUUGUGUACAAAAUGGACGUUCAAAAUUGAUUGCAACAAGUGGUGCAUGCUGUGGAUGUACAGUUAAAAAUUGUUUACAAGUCUUUCAUGUUACAUGUGCACAAGCAAAUGGUUUACUAUGUGAAGAUGUUAGAAAAAAUAAUUGUCAAUAUCCAAUUUAUUGUGAACAACACCGUCCAAAACUAUCAAAAUUUAUACGACAAAUUCAAGCUUUUCAAUAUUCACCUAAUGCAUUAGUGUCAAUGGAACAAAUCAAGCGACAGCAUUUAUAUUUGAAAGAAAAAGAAAGUCCAUCACAAUUAUCAGAUUUUGUUGCUGCUGCUGCAGCUGAAGCAGCAGCUAGUGAACCAACUUUACCUGCAACAUCAACAUUAUCAUUAGAUGAUACACAUAAUCAAACAACGACAAGUGAUGAACAACAAACGCCUGUUUCACGUGCUUUUAGUACUGUAGAAAUGUUGAAACGAAAAUCAUCAUCAAAUACAAAUUCAUCAUUAUCAUCAGCAUCAACGCCAAAUUCUCCUCUUGUACAACAAAAAUGUCAUUCACGUUCAUCGUCAUCGUCGUCGUCGUCGAAUUCAUCAUUACAAAAGAAAGCAAAAUUAACUGAUGAAUUAAAUACCAACAAUAGAUCACUCAAUGAUCUUUCACAAUUUGUUCAAUUAAAUAAAGACGAGCGAACUCUUCAACCACUUGCAUCUAAUCAAUCCAGUGAAAAAGUGAAAACAACAGUGACAAACAAAUCAGAUUCUUCAACAACAGAUGCAAAAGAGAAAACAACUAAUGAUACAAAAUCAUCGAAUUCAAAUCACGGUCAUCAAUCAGUGUUGCAUACCGUCGAAGAAAAAUCAUCAGUAUCUCGUUCCUCAACAUUGUCUUUGAAUGAUAAUUCUAAUAAUAAAUUUUCUACAAAAGAACGCCAUUCAACUGAUGGUGUAUCAACAAGUAUAAAAUUAACUUCAAUAAAAAAAUCUAUCACGACGACAAAAAUCAAAGAUGAUGAUAACGAUGAAGAUUUUGAAUUAAAUAAAAAACGUAAAUUUUCUACUAAAUUAAACAAAGAUGGACAACCACAUAAAAAACGUCUAAAUUCAGUUGAAGGUGCUCCAAGACCUGUCGGUCGACCUCCAUCGAAGAAAACCGUAUUAGCACAACAAUUAACCAAUGGUGUAAAACGUCCAUUUCCAAAACCUACCAUCAAUAAUAAUAAUCAUAAUAUGAAUAUGAAACAACAAAAAGUUAAUGAUGCAUCAAUAAAUAUACAUAAAAUUUCAACUGAACCUGAAACCGAUAAUGAAAUUAAGUUAAAUUCUCGCUCUACACAUUAUUAUCCAUGCGAUCAUUUCGGUAAUCAAAUCAAUUCAGAUGCUUUAAAGCAACAUGGACAUUCCGAUGAACACCUACAGCAAAUUUCCCCUUCAGGUAACAUAAAAAACUCACAUAAUUCAAUUAGACAAUGUCUAGUGUCGUUUUCAGAUACAAAUGAAGAAACGCCCCGAACUCGUGUUCCUUCAUCAUCAACAACACGUAUUGAAUUUUAUCCUCGAAGACCAUUACAAAGUACAUCAACCCAAUCAACAACAACCGAUCAGCAACAACAACAACGUACAUUUCCACCACAAACAUUAGAAGAAUUUCUUGAACAAGAAUGGGAAUUAUCAAGUGAUUUUCUAUUACAACAAACAAUGCCACACGAUGUUUCAUCAUUAUUAUCUUGUUUAUAUCAAUUUAAAUCUGAGAAUGCUUCGUUACAAAAGAAAUUCGAAGAGCUUAGACAUCGUCGAGAUUCACUUCGUGUAACAAAUGCAAAUCUUCGACGUCGACUCGCAGAAAUUCUACCAAUCAAUGAUACAGUUUCUCCACCUUCCACAGCAGCAACAACAACAACAACUGUUAGUCAAGUAUCACCACCAACACUGCCGCCACCGCCACCGCCACCGCCACCGCCACCACUACCAUCACACCCUCAUCCAGUUUUGCCAUCAACAGUCUUAUCUGUUGUUCCACCAAGUCCACGUAAAGAACAACAACAACUUAAACAACAAAAGCUUCUAGCGGAAUUAGAACUUCAACAACACUUACAACAACAAAAAGCAAUAUCACCAUCACGAAGACGCUUAUCAACAAAUACCAAUCAUCAAUAUACAGAUUCUUGUCAACCAACAAUAAAAAAAAGUAAAUCACCACGUCAAACAAAUUCAUUAGCACAUCAAUCUAUACUUGAAAAUCAACUUCGACAAUCAUCGAUUACUACUACUACUACUACUACUACUAACAAUAACGGUCCUAACCCAACAAAAAAAAUAACUGUAGCAACAAUACCUAGCAGCAAGAAAGUCAUAACAUCUGAAAUAGAUAUUAUUUCUCAGCAUCAAUCAACAUCAGCAAUUCCUUCUGUAGUUCCAACAACUACAUCUUCAACAACAACAUCAACCUAUGAACAUAUCGAUGUAACUACUUCAGCCGCUGCUGCAGCAUAUGCUUUAGCAAAAAAUGGACGAACACCCACAAAUACUGGUCUUAGUCUUGAACUUAUAUCACAAAUUCUAGCUGCUAGUGGUACUGCAAUUAGUCCUCAACUUUUUGCACCAACAUGGAAUAUUUCCAAUUUCGGUUAUGCUAAUUUUCCUGGAGCUAAUCCAAUGCCAGCCUCUGAUGAAUCAAUAUUACGUUCCUAUGCUCCAUCAACACAGCCUUCUCUCGAACAACAACCAUCGACAAAACAACAGCCAUGA